Lutra lutra (Eurasian river otter) is the source of this 2989-nucleotide messenger RNA. It is a transcript of the gene CCDC38, whose product is annotated as coiled-coil domain containing 38. The transcript is spliced from 17 exons. NCBI's taxonomy places the organism in Eukaryota, Metazoa, Chordata, Mammalia, Carnivora, Mustelidae. The record is from RefSeq and is a predicted model, not a curated record. Gene Ontology annotation, cellular component: centrosome. The coding region runs from base 219 to 2096 and encodes 625 amino acids.
UGGAGCAGGGUGACGGGUGCCGCGCACAAUUUUCGGUUAGCUCAGCUCCGGAAUCCCCUACCAGAAGGUCCCCGAGAUGAAGGGGGAUCCUGGCGGGGGAGGAUAGAGCCAGACCAGAGAGUCCAUUGGCGCCUCUGCCCAGUGUCCCCUAACGUCUUCCUGAAGGAUAGGUUUGGACCGGCUCCUGGAUCCGAACUCUUGCAGGGCCAGGAGACAAAAUGUCAUCAACUUUUUUGCCGGUAUCACGGGCUCCUGAAGAUAAAGGAAAAGAUGAACCAGUCAAAAAGGACAAGCCAUAUAGGAUCUUUUUCAAAGAUCUCUUUCUUUUCAAAGAAAAUGAAAUGGCAGCAAAGAAAAAGGAAAAAUUUAUAAACCGCAGCAUGAAAGUCUACCAGAAGUCUACAUUUUCAUCUCGAAUGAAGAGUCGUUCACACCUGGGCCAAGUAGCUUUCUACUCUGACACAGCUGGUGGCUCAUUCGAAAAAUUUGGGCUAGAUCCCUCUCUUAUUCUAAGAUUAACAGAAGGUGCGGACACAAAAAGGACUAUUCAUGAAUUUAUUAAUGACCAGAGAGACAGGUUUCUGCUGGAGUAUGCCCUGUCAACCAAAAGAAAUACAAUUAAAAAGUUUGAAAAACACAUGGUGGCAAAAGAACGGCACCUCACAAGAGCCGAAAAAAAACUCCAAGAAGACGCAAUGGCCUUUGAAGAGUUCCUUCGAGAAAAUGACCAGCGAUCUGUAGAUGCUCUUAAAAUUGCAGCACAGGAAACUAUAAACAAACUCCAAAUGACAGCAGAGCUCAAGAAAGCCAGUAUGGAGGUGCAGGCCGUGAAAAGUGAUAUAGCAAAAACAGAAUUCCUCCUUAGAGAGUACAUGAAAUAUGGAUUUUUUCUGCUGAAAUUGUCUCCAAAACACUGGCAAAUCCAACAAGCGCUGAAAAGGGCACAGAUGAGAAAGAGUAGAGAGAGUAUGAAUGUCAGUCUUCCAGUACUAACAAAAUUAAAUACAACGAAAACAGAUGCCAGUACUGAGGAUCCCAGGAAGAUAUCAUUUUCAGAUGACUAUUAUGUGGAAAGAGAUCGCCAAGGAAAACCACACAAGAAGCCCACUCCAGAGAGUAAGAAAUCUUCUGUAUCAAGCCACGCUGAGAGCAUCAGUUCAGAAGACAGCUCGGAAUUAUUUUUAGAGAAUGAUAUGGACUAUGAUCUGGAGCCAGAGCUUUACUUCAAAGAACCAGAAGAGUUACUUCAAGUCCUCACAGAGCUGGAAGAGCAGAAUCUAACUUUGGUACAAUAUUCCCAAGAUGUAGAUGAAAAUCUUGAAGAUGUAAAUAAAAGAGAAAAACUUAUACAGGAUAAAAUAAAUAGCAACAUAGAGUUUCUUCUGAAGCACAAGGAAAUGCUUAAGGCUAGCUGUGAGAGAGAAGAGGAAAAAGCAGCAGAACUGGAAUUAAGGUCCAGGCUAUUUAGUUUUGGAGAAUUUCAGUCAGACACUCAGAAUCAGGAAUUGGGGCAGGAUGCUACCUGGAGAACGAUUUACUUUGCCCAGCAGUUUAUUGAGAUCCUCUUAACUGCGAAUGCCAAAUUCACGGUGGAGAAAGAGGCUGAAAGUUUUUUGGUCCCGAAACACGUUACCUACCAGCUCGAGCGUAUCUACCAACAGUUAAGACGGCGCAGUGGCCAGGAAAAACUGAUAGACUCUCUUAGUAAAAAAAUUAAUCAAGUAUACAGAGUCUGCAUUGGAGAUGCUGAUGUUGGCAGCCUCAACCCGGUUCAAAAGCUGGUAAAAGUAGAGUCUCGCCUGGUAGAACUGAGUGAUCUCAUUGAAUCCAUGCCCAAAGAAAAUGUGGAGGCAAUUGAGAGGAUAAAACAGAAAGAACGGCGGCAAAAGUUACGUGAAGAGAAAAUGAAAGAAAAACAAAAACACCAGGAGGAAAGGCUAAGAGCUGCUCUGGAAAGAGCAGUAGCACAACCGAAGAAAAAGCUGGGAAGACGACUUGUCUAUCGCUCAAAACCUCCAUCUGCUAACAAACAUGAACUACUUUUAGUCAAGGAUGUAAGAACAAAAUCACUAGAGGAUGAAUAUUUUUUCACUUGAAUAGAAGCAGUAAGACAUUUAUUACGAGAAUAUUUUAGGCAUAUUUUGUAGAUUCUGUUUUCCAUUAAUGGCAAUAUUCUGCCCCAUAUGCUGGCCUAACCAAUUUGAGGAUGACCACACUUAUUCUAGUGGUUGUAGGAUUGGGAAUGGGAGUUAUUUUCCUCUGUUGAAGGCUUUUAUUAUCAUAUACUAAGUAAAAUUCCAUACAGCUGAACAUUUUUACCCUUGAGUUGUCCCAGUUGGAUACACAUCCAAAGUUUACCUUACAGGUGUAACUAUGUGGUGAAUUACUUGCUAAAGUGCAACAAUGGCAUUCUCGGACAACUGGGGACUUUAAAUGGUCUAAUUUGUUUUUAACCAGUCCACAGUUCAUAGUAUACAUUUUAUCACUGUGGAGAAUACAUUUUAACAAUGUAUGAUUCUAAAUGGUUUUGAGGAGUCUAAAACAUAAAUGAAAACCACUAGUAUAUUCUCAGAAUUUAACUGUGAGACUGGUUUUUAAUUCACAUUAAGGAGUUCUGUUGAGAACACUUAAUUCUUGCAAGUGAACAAACCAUAUACUUUUAGCCUAAAUAUCAAUUCACAGUUUCUACUGUGCGCUAUAUCCACAAUCAUUUUAAUUUUCAGAUGAUGUUUCAAUUUUAGCUAUAACAUGUACAUUACUUAGAUUAUACUGACAGAAUUAACAUGUAAUUUGUUGACUAUGUAAAAUAAAACAGUAUAUAUUAAUUCUAAGAAAAUAUUUAACUUUAUACAUGUCAAAAGUUGUUCAAAAAUAACUUUAAAAGAGUUGUUUUUAAAAGGUCUCAGUUAAUAUAUAAUUACAAGAAAAGGACUGAAAUUCACCUUCAUAAAUGUUUAUGAAGCAAAAAAAUUUUCCCUGUAGAAAAAAA